AUGCCUUUUACGUAUAUUACUGCAAUUGAACCUACAUUACAUGAUGGAAUCAUAAUUGGAGAUGGCGCAGUCGGAAUUGCAGUAUUUUCCGAAUUAUCUCGUACCAAAACCGACGUUUUAUUUCUUGUAACUGAAAAUCGAAUUGGAGGUCGAAUAAACACCAUAAAUUUCGGGGAAAGUGCCAUCGAUUUGGGAACCGAACGGGCGCAUAAAAACGCACUCAAAUUUCAGCUUUUCAGAGUCGCCGCUGACCUUGGCUUAUUAGAAGAAACUACAUAUUCGGAUAUUAUUUAUCUCUACUCCAAUCGAAAAGAAUUCCCGACAGAAUUAAUUAAUAAAUUAGAAGAAAUCGGAACGGCUAUAAAAUGGAAAAGCCAUAAAGAUUUGGAGAAAUCUUUAAAGAAUCAAAACGGGAAAAAUGUAAUAUUUUUCGCUGGUGAAGCGACUUAUCCAAUUCAUUAUGGUUCGGUCCAUGGUGCCAUUCAUACAGGGUUUAGAGAAGCAGAAAAGGGCAAAAAAUGA
Onthophagus taurus is the source of this 522-nucleotide messenger RNA. RefSeq lists its product as uncharacterized. The record is from RefSeq and is a predicted model, not a curated record. Gene Ontology annotation, molecular function: polyamine oxidase activity. Lineage: Eukaryota; Metazoa; Arthropoda; Insecta; Coleoptera; Scarabaeidae.